Messenger RNA from Spodoptera exigua (beet armyworm), 1171 nucleotides. The record is from the annotation of a GenBank genome assembly. NCBI's taxonomy places the organism in Eukaryota, Metazoa, Arthropoda, Insecta, Lepidoptera, Noctuidae.
UUGUUCUUUAUCCCGAAGCAAAGUGAGUAUUUCGUUAUUUUAGUGUUUAUUUAUUUAUUGUUAUUUAUUUUAAAUAUUUCUAGUGAAUGUUUUCCUAUAAUUUUUAGUAAUAUUCACAAAAUGGUGUGCGAAAGUCUACAGGCGGAACAAUUUAUUUUCUGCAAAUAUUUGCAAAUAUGUGCAACGAAAUGGUUUUAUUGAUUUAACCACGUUGUUUCUAUAGUGAUAAUCUGCGAUACGAUGAAUUAUCAUUAUCUUUUGAAUCGCUAGGCCAAAUUACAUGUCGGUGCCUCGUUCCUAAUUUCUCCCUAUCAGUUUUGAUGACGGGCAUUAGUGCUAGUGCUUCCGUUAGAAUUACCACGAAAUUGCCGUCGCAGAUAGUGGAAGAGGUCAGACACAUAGCUGACAAGAUGUGCGACCGCAAGGCGGUGAUCAAAAAUGCUGACAUGAGCGAAGAGAUGCAGCAGGAUGCUGUGGACUGCGCGACCCAGGCAUUAGAGAAGUUUAACAUUGAAAAGGACAUUGCAGCGUUCAUCAAGAAGGAGUUUGACAAGAAGUACAAUCCCACGUGGCAUUGCAUUGUGGGACGCAACUUUGGCUCGUAUGUGACGCAUGAGACACGCCACUUCAUCUACUUCUACCUGGGCCAAGUGGCCAUCUUGCUGUUCAAGAGCGGCUAGGCGGGGCUGUGCCCUUUCAAAAUUUUAUGUUGUUAGCACAGACGCAGUAUUACCGGGCGACGAGUGCCUCCGGCCGCGUGCCGCCGGCGGCGCGCGAGUCAGUGUGUGUCAGUAUGUGAGUGUGUGAGAGAGUGCCAGGUACUGGUGACUGUGUGUGUGCGGCACGCCACGCGACUAGGACUAGCCUCAAGCCCACUGUUUAUUUAACGAUGCUGGACUGCGUCGAAUCUCUUCACUUCUUAGUCCCCGGCGCACUCGAUGUAUGUUUGUACUGUGUUAGCUAUAUUUAAGAAUCGAUAUUGACUUGGGUAAUACAUUCACUUCUAGUGUAUUUAUAUUAAAAAUUUUAGUUAAUUAUUCCUAGACUUAUUACCUAGCAUAGCGUAAAAGUCAUAUGUUAGUAUAUAACUAAAUUUAUUGUUUAAUUUCUUUGUUAAUACACCCUGUGAAAAUAUUUUUCAAUACUUCUUUAUUAAACUUUCUUACAAACC